AAGGUGUUCACACUCACUUUGGCGGCUUCAAAGAUCUUCAUGACGGCGCUGGAGAUCUCUGGCCCGAUUCCAUCUCCAGGAAUCAGAGUGACCGUCUGCAUCUGUACGGAGAGAAACAACAGUCGGAAGUGUGGGAUGGUGUCGGGUUGACCCUGAACUACUCACCCCUCUGGAAAAGGAAGCUGAGGACAGGGCGGGUCUCCUCACUGCACCUCCCACCACCUGGGUCAGCUGCAGGAGACACAAAGGUCACAAAGGCAUGGAAGUGGAGUUUUCAGAGCAACCCCUGAAGGCAGCAUGCAGACUGGUCCAGCCCCUCCUCCCUCUCCUCCUCCUCCGCCUCCUCCUCCUCCUCCUCCUCCUCCAUCUUCCUCUGCGACCCUCCGCAGACUCAGCGCUGCACCGGGAUCCUGGGAGUCGGGCUGGGAGCUCGGAGCUUCGGUCUCUUCCUGAUGCAGCCGUGUGAUGGGUGAUGGGAGGAUCCGCCGCACAGGAUGGGCAACAAGCAGACAACCUUCACCGACGAGCAGCUGGAGGCGUAUCAGGACUGUACCUUCUUCACCAGGAAGGAGAUCCUGAGGCUCCACGGUCGGUAUCGUGAGCUCGCUCCUCACCUGGUUCCUCUGGACUACACCAACAACCCCGAUAUCAGAGUCCCGCCCACACUCAUAGUCAGCAUGCCCGAACUCAAGGAGAACCCGUUCAGAGACAGCAUCGUGGAGACGUUCUCUGAGGACGGACGAGGGAACCAGACCUUCAACGACUUCGUGGACAUGUUCUCCGUCCUGUGUGAGACGUCCCCCAGAGAACUCAAGACCAUCUACGCCUUCAAGAUCUACGACUUCAACAGGGACAGCUUCAUCUGUAAGGAGGACCUGCAGCAGACGCUGACCAAGCUGACCAAAGGGGAGCUGGCGGAGGAGGAGGUGGCUCUGGUGUGUGACAAGGCUCUGGAGGAGGCCGACCUGGACGGAGACAGCAAACUGUCCUUCUCCGACUUCGAGAACAUGAUCUCCAAGGCCCCGGACUUCCUGAGUAACUUCCACAUACGAAUAUGAUGGACAUGUGGAGGAGGGACGUGUCCUCCCUGGACUCUGUCCUUUCCCCCACGGAGCCGAGUCUGACUCUGGCUGCAUGAAGACUUUCUCUGGACUGAACUGAGACGGGACCGAUUCCUCUCUGCACGGGGACAUGUCUCACAUCUGGAGACGAUGGGACAUGAGGAGACGUGAGGAGACAUGAGGAGACAGCGGGACAUUGGUGACUGCAGUGCUUUGCAGCAAGGCCUGGUCCUCGGCCUGGUCCUCGGCCUGGACCCUCUUUAAAGCACAGGUUUAAAGGGCAAACAGUGAAGAGCUAUGCAAUGUGUUGAUGACUGCAUGUUGGUACCUGCUUGUAGCGGCUGGAUGAGCGACGCCUGGUGCAUAAUGACAAUCAUAGUGAAGCUGGUAGGAGGAAGGGCUCUGUCAUCUCUGGUUUAAUAAACACUUGUUCUGA
Mugil cephalus (flathead mullet) is the source of this 1497-nucleotide messenger RNA. RefSeq names its product calcium and integrin-binding family member 2-like. The record is from RefSeq and is a predicted model, not a curated record. NCBI's taxonomy places the organism in Eukaryota, Metazoa, Chordata, Actinopteri, Mugiliformes, Mugilidae. The coding region runs from base 495 to 1058 and encodes 187 amino acids. Gene Ontology annotation, molecular function: calcium ion binding. The transcript has 8 exons.